Triticum turgidum subsp. durum (durum wheat) is the source of this 1302-nucleotide messenger RNA. The record is from the annotation of a GenBank genome assembly. NCBI's taxonomy places the organism in Eukaryota, Viridiplantae, Streptophyta, Magnoliopsida, Poales, Poaceae.
AUGGCUUCUUGCUGCUGCCCAAUCAUUGCCUGGUUCGUCUCUUUCCUCCUCGUCUUCCCCGUCCUCGUCUCCUCCGCGACGGCGGGCAAUGGCAGCACAUUCGGGGAGGAGCAGCUCGGGCUCCGGCGGAUGAAGGCCCGGCUCGCCAGGGUCAGGGAAGCCUCUGUCAAGACGAUCCAGGGACUGAUUUUGGUAAUCUUGCAGAGCCCCGACGGCGACGUCAUAGACUGCGUGCCCUCUCACCUGCAGCCCGCGUUCGAUCAUCCCAGGCUGAGAGGCCAGAAACCAGAGGACGAACCUGCGGCGCGGCCAGGGAAUGCCGGCGCCGUGGCAGACGACGAGGAGGAGGUCUUGCCGCAGACGUGGAGGAGCUCCGGCGAGUGGUGCCCCAAGGGGACGAUACCGGUUAGGCGGGCGACGGAGGGCGACCUGCUCAGGGCCAGCUCCGUCCGGAGGUUCGGGAUGAAGCCCCGGAGUGCCGCGGCACGGCGGGACUCCACCAGCAACGGCCAUGAGGUCAGUCAGUCUGUGGUCCGUAUACAGCACGCGGUGGGGUACGUGAGCGGCGGGCAGUUCUACGGCGCCAAGGCGAGCCUGAACGUGUGGCCGGCGCACGUGUCGUCGCCGGCGGAGUUCAGCCUGUCCCAGAUCUGGGUCAUCUCCGGCUCCUUCGGCAACGACCUCAACACCAUCGAGGCCGGCUGGCAGGUCAGCCCUGAGCUGUACGGGGACAACAGCCCCAGGUUCUUCACCUACUGGACCAACGACGCGUACCAGGAGACGGGGUGCUACAACCUGCACUGCGCGGGGUUCGUGCAGACCAACGGCCGGGUGGUGAUCGGCGCCGCCAUCACGCCGGUGUCGGCCUACGGCGGCCGGCAGUUCGACAUCACGCUCAUGAUCUGGAAGGACCCCAAGAAGGGCAACUGGUGGCUGCAGCUGGGCCCGUCGGGCGCGCUCGUGGGCUACUGGCCGUCCUCCCUCUUCACCCACCUGGGCGCGCGCGGCCGCGGCGGCGCCGACAUGGUGCAGUUCGGCGGCGAGGCGGUCAACACGCGGCCGUCCGGGUCGCACACGCCCACGCAGAUGGGCAGCGGCCGGUUCCCCGGCGAAGGGUACGGCCGCGCGGCCUACUUCCGGAACGUGCAGGUCGUGGACUGGGACAACAACCUCAUCCCGGCGGCCGGGCUACGGCUCCUCGCCGACCACCCGGGGUGCUACGACAUCGCCGGCGGCCAGGGCGGCGCGUGGGGCAGCUACUUCUACUACGGCGGGCCUGGCAGGAACGUCCGGUGCCCCUAG